UUUCUGACGGGGUAUAUAUAUCAGGGCGUCAGCGGGUCCUUGCCGACACCUCGCGCCUGCGAAGGCGUCGCUCGCUCCGGGCAGCAGGCGAAAGCUGCUCGCUGUGCUCCGGACCUCCGGAGAGGAGUGGGGGCGCCUCUCGCGGAUGGAAACGGGCGUUUGUUUCAUCAAACUGAUUCGUGGUGUGGACAUGUUUAUCUGAGCUCGCGGCGUGCUUCGCCGCUGGAGGAGGCAACCUCAGAGGUGGUUCAACACGGCUGACAUCACAGUGGCUCACCAAAGCAACCUACUGAAGCAGCUCAACCAGCAGCGCCGUCAAGAGCUGUUCUGUGACUGCAGCGUGCUGGUGGAGGGGCAGCUCUUCCUGGCCCACCGCAACAUUCUGUUUGCCAGCAGCGGCUACUUCCGCAUGCUGCUGUCCCAGAGUUCCGACAGUUCCCUCGAGACCGUCAAUGCCACUUUUGACGCCUUCAGCCCAGAAACCUUCACCAUUAUCCUGGACUUCAUCUACUCGGGUCAGCUGGACCUCUCCAGUCACAAUGUCAUCGAGGUCAUGUCCGCAGCAAGCUACUUACAGAUGAACACUGUCAUCAACUACUGCAAGAACUUCAUCAAAUCCUCCUUGGACAUCAGUGUUAAAGAAGAAGACAGCGACCGGGGCCUCAGCUUGUCUGAAACCUGUAGUUUUGCCAGCGGAGCAGGUGAAGAGUCUGCAGAACAGCCACAGCCGGGACCCGGUUCUGUCAGCCCGCCACCAGCACUCUGGACCCGCGACAACUCCAGGUCCCAGUCUUCCUUUAAAGACCCGGAAAGGGAGGUUUCUGCCUCAGCCUUGAAGACCAGCCCCAACAGUCCUGAGAUUAAUGCAGAGGCAGAUGACCUGCAGGACCCUCAGGACCCUCUGUACACAUUACCCGGAUCGGAGCGCCGGCGUGGAAGAGCGGCGGCUAAACGGAGACCGUCCAUCAGCACCCGUUCCAGCCAACAGGAAGACCAGGACCUUCAGGAGCCAAGGACACUAAAAGUUGAAAAUAUAGACGAGCUUUACGCCUCACUGCCACAAAUCGUGGGUGUUGUCGGGCAUUAUAACAAAGAUUCGAAUCCAGUUAUGCGCUUUAAAUGCCCCUUUUGUACACACACGGUGAAGCGGAAGGCAGACCUGAAGCGUCACCUGCGCUGCCACACCGGCGAGAGGCCUUACCCAUGCCAGGCCUGCAACAAGCGCUUCACCCGUCUGGAGCAUCUGCGCAACCACUUUGAGACGAUUCACCAAGCCAGGAAGCUGGUAUGCAGGAAGUGUAAGUGUCAGGUGACGGAGGAGACCGGGCACGUGGUGUGUGAAGGAACCCGACGCUACCGCAUGUGCACGGCCUGCAUCCAGGAAGUGGGCUGUGACGACAUCCCCCUGGAAAGUCUAGGGGAGUCCAAGGAGGAGCCGGCCCUGUUACUAGGCGUGGAUGGGGAGGAGGAGGGAGACAGCAAGAGAAGCUGGAUGAUGAACGAUGAAGAUGAACUUGCAGAGGACUCUGGGGCAGACCUCAUCAUCCAGCAAGUGGACGACAGCGAUGAGGAGCUGCAGUGAGAUGGGGACGUUGUGUGUACACAUGUGCUCUGUGCAUUUGCUAAAAAGAAAAAAGAUGAAGCAUCAAAAUUGAAGCUGGUGAUGUAAAUACAAACUAUUAUGAUGUUGUAAGAGCCAGUUAGUUACAUACAACUUAUUAAUCUUUCAUUUCAAUAUGGUUUUUGUAAAUUAUUUUAAAGAUAUGCAGUAUCCAAAGCAUGUAUAUUCUGUUUUUCACUUUAUUCUGUCAAUUAUAACCUUUUAAGCCAGUGUUUUUAAUCUUUUAAGGCAUGAAAUCACAGCUUUUUUGGAAAUUUCUCUUGGCAUUUAUGCCGAACAAAGUGACUCAAACUGGAUCGCUCAAUGGCUUCCACGGAAUUGUGGAGAAAUGAGAGCAGAUCUUCCUUUUUAAGUGUCUGUUGCAAAUACUUGUUCUUGUUUAUAAAAUGCACUAAGUUUUAAAUUUAUUAAAUUAUUGGUUUAACUGUUUUUAGUUUUUUUUUUACUUUUUGACACAAUAAAGAUAUUUUUAUA
Messenger RNA from Oryzias latipes (Japanese medaka), 2095 nucleotides. It is a transcript of the gene zbtb8a, whose product is annotated as zinc finger and BTB domain containing 8A. Gene Ontology annotation, molecular function: protein binding; DNA-binding transcription factor activity, RNA polymerase II-specific; RNA polymerase II cis-regulatory region sequence-specific DNA binding. Lineage: Eukaryota; Metazoa; Chordata; Actinopteri; Beloniformes; Adrianichthyidae. The record is from RefSeq and is a predicted model, not a curated record. Gene Ontology annotation, biological process: regulation of transcription by RNA polymerase II.